CCGACCAGGGGGAGGGGAGAAUGCACGCUCCUUUCACACAGAGAGAGGUGGUAGGAAGGAAGGCAGGAAGGAGGAAAUGAGAGACAGGCGCGAGCAGAAGAGCACAAUGAAGGACAAUCUUUUCCCAACCGUCCAACUCUGCCAUUCCCACAUGCGCUGACAGAGAAGGAGAGAGGGAUAGAGCGAGAGAGGGAGGGAGAGAAGGGGGAUGAGAAGUGAAGUGGAGGAGCAAUAGCAUUACAAAAGGAAGGAGGGAAGGAGAGAUGAAGAGCAUGCUCGCCGGCUGAGACUUUGUGAAUUAACCGAGUCUAAGGAGCAGAUCAGCGGAGGCGCACGCUUCCCUGGAGUGGAGGUACGAGGAGGAAGUGGAGCCAAGAGGAGUGAUCGGCUGGAGCAGAAGAACCAUUGACAUUACUCCUCUCCUGGAGCGUUGGCUUCUAGCCUGGAUGGAUUAUCAACACGGUGCUCUUAUGAAGGAAGCCUAACUAUUUAUGCUUGUGUUUGGUUUGAAACAACAGAACAUGAGGAUUGGACAAAAAAAAAGUGCAGUGCAGAAGAAUUGUUGCGUUGUUGAUCAAAUGUUUGUGGCUGAUUUUUACUUUUGACUUUGUGGAGAUAAGCCUUGCUUAAGUUAUUAUCAACGAUCCAACCAUAGUUUUUAAUAUUCAAUAUUCAGGUUGUUUUUAUGCAAGUUUUUAAACCUCUUUUAAUGUUCAGUGACUAGUUGUUUUCUAUUGUCUUCUGUUAGCUACAGUAACGUACCGUUGAAGCAACACAACAACUCGAGUGUGGUAUGUCCCAGUCGGGGUGAGUGCAUGGAGCCAGUGCUGUCAUCAUUGAUCGGGACUGUAGGGCUGGCUGGCGCAACGCAGACCCAACUUUGAUCAUUUCCUGAAGCCUAUUGAUCGCUGUGCGUGUGUGUCUGUGUGUGUAGCAUCUGUAGCUGGGUCUCUGCUGGAUGGAGUAGCUCUCAUAUGGAGACGUGUGGCCGCCCUGCAUGCCUGUUUGAUUAUCAGAUGUCUAGCCUCUUCUCUUUUCUUUUUUUUAUCCGGUGAAUUCUGCUGUUGUUAGGUGAACAUUUAUUUACGCAGGCCUUUCUUUUGAUGUCUGUUGCCAUGGCAACUGUAGUCGCAAGCAGACGGAACAAGAUGUAAAGUUUCUUGUUUUUCAUUGUCUAUUCUGCCUCCUUCUUAUAAAAAUCGAAUAGAAAGGAGCUGGUGCUUGUUCAUAUAACGGGGUACGUGUCUGUGUGGCGCGCGAGCGGACAGUGGACUGUCGUGCCCUGGCUGGAACUGCUUUGGUAUUCACAAGGCUGUGUGUGGAGGCUGUCUGGUUUCCGACCGCGAGUCAGGGUUGUUUAAGGACUCCCCUCCCUCCCUGCACAGUGUCGUAGUCGCACGGCAGAGUCAAACCGGGCUUUUGUCACUGCUGCCUAAAUCACUGCUGCUCACAUCACCCCUUUUUCAAAAGAAAAGAAUGAACACAUUAAUUCAUAUAGUUUUUUAGGGAGAUUUGAUUGCAUGAAUCUGAUUUAGAUUGGCAGUUUUACUUGGAUGGUGCCGAUACUCUAUACUGCUGCUUCUAAUGUCUUUAUGUUUGUAAAGCUCCUCUAGUUGUUUUCUAUUGGUGUGGUAAACUCAGGAUGUCCCUUUUAGGUAUAGGAGUCCACUUUUUCUCCUCUCAUCUGACCUGACCUGUUCUCCCUCUUCGUUGCUCUACAUUUGUCCUUGGCCACUGCAAAGGUUGUUUCAAGUUAGGGAGUCUCAAGGUCAAACCACUCCCGUCCCCCCCUCCUCUCUUUGAGCUUAGUGUUCCUCUGCUGUGUUUUUUAUAACUUCUACAGCCAUACUCUGUACGGUCUGGGUGCUCCCUCCUGGGGUGCUACAUGGCGGGCCAGACGGAUGUCUAGCUAGUGUCUGCCCACGUUCCUCCACGGGGCUAGACGGGUGUAGGCGAGCAUCAUCUGUCCCCUGGCGAUGCGGGGCACCCACAACAAGCUGUUGCUCUCGGUCACACUAGCAUCUUGAUGUGCUAGAUUCAAGGAUUUGGUUUGCUGUGAGCGUCAAACAUUCAUGGGGGUUGACCAGCGUCGUUAAAGGGGGCAGGUUUUAUAACGGUUGCAUUACAUACCUUUUCUGCUCAGAGGGUCUUGCUGUGUGGCCCGGAGACUCAAGAGACUGUUGUUUGCCUUUUAGCUGGAGCUAUGCAUUGUGUGCUGGUCAGUAUGUGCACUAGACUGUAGAAGAUCUAAGAGAUUACUCUGUGCUCAGCAGAUCUGAAAGCCAAGAUAAGAAAGGAAGUAUGGGCGGGCGGGGUUGUAGUGGUGGUGCUUGGUGAUAUCUCACUGGGCUUGGUGGUAUCUCACUGGGCUUGGUGGUAUCUCACUGGGCUUGGUGGUACCUCAUUAGGCUUGGUGAUAUCUCACUGGGCUUGGUGGUAUUACAUUGGGCCUGGUGGUAUCUCAUUGGGCUUGGUGGUAUCUCACUGGGCUUGGUGGUAUCUCAUUGGGCUUGGUGGUAUCUCAUUAGGCUUGGUGGUAUCUCAUUAGGCCUGGUGGUACCUCAUUAGGUAUCUUAUUGGGCGUGGGGAUAUCUCGUUGGGCUUUGUGAUAUAGUAUUGGGCUUGAUGGUAUCAUAUUGGGCUUGGUGAUAUCUCAUUGGGAUUGAUGAUAUCUUAUUGGGCAUGGUGAUAUGUCAUUGGGCUUGGGGGUAUCUCAUUGGGCUUGGUGGUAUCUCAUUGGGCUUGGUGGUAUCUCAUUGGGGUUCGGGUAUCUUAUUGGGCUUGUUGGUUUCUCAUUAGGCUUGCUGGUAUCUCAUUGUGCUUGGUCCUAUAUUUUUGGGCAAUGGCAAUGCACUUUUCUCAGGUAUUAUUGCAACCCUUUUUCUUUUUACUUUGAACAAGACUGUUUCCAUGGCAGCAGCAAGACAAAGCAUAAGCAGGCUUGGCAGGGGAUUGUUCAUCAUUAAUUAUUAGAGUUGGGGGCGUCGGCUUCACACUGAGCUUAGAUGAUCCUUCAGCCGCAUUCAGGGAAUCUUGGGUCAGACGUUAAGAAACUGACCAAUCAGGGCUCAUUGCCAUCAUAUCAAAGCCCGGCGGUGGUCCCCGUCAUCGCCAGCCAAUGACCUAUAUUCUCUAGUGUUACAUCACCACCGUGCUACCGCAGUACGGCGCGGCGCUGUACCAGACCUAGGCAACAUCUCAGACUCGCUAAUGCAACUUCAACCGAACUCUCAAUGGUGCUCUUAACACACUUACACCAAGGUGGCCAGUUUAUGUUUUACAGAACUUCAAACCAGGUGCAGCCUCCCUCCUGUUAGCCAUAUCAGGAAUCUCAGUGAGGUGACAGGCUCCUAGUCUUAAUCCAAACCCAGUGCUUUUUCUGUUGAUUUCUACUGGUGUCUGGAAACAAAGAAAAAAAACAAUAGUUGGGCCCAAUCCAUACCUGGCGUUGUGGAGCAGGAGGGGUGAGUACAGUAGACGCGCCCAGUAGAGAGAGAGGGUCAGCGCAGGGGGGCAGCCUGGAGAACGGGCAGGCCAACGUGGGAGGGGGCGCCGGGGAGCGGGAGAUCAUCUGGAAGAGGAGGGAGGAGGUGGUGGUCAGGGAGAGGGCGGAGGCGCUGGAGAGACAGCAGCUGGCCGACUACAUCGUGUGGAGGAAGAGAGACGGCUUCCAGGAGAGGAGCAGAGCAGCCGCAGGAGGAGAAGGAGCUGGAGCCAGGGAGAGAGGUGCGAGGGACGCGGAGAAAGUAGGGAAGGAGGCGGUGCCGGAAAUCAUCUGGAGAAAGAGGGAGGAGGAAGGCCAGGCAGAGAGGAAGGGAGCCCAAGCCAGUCAGAGAGCACACGAAACCGUGUGGAGGAAGAGGGAGAGAGAGUGAGAGAGAAAAAAUAGGAGUUGGAUGAAAAAACUGUUUUUAAAGGAAGUGAACUAGACUGGGCAUACGUCCGUAGGUCUCCUCCUCCUACGUCAGUCUAUUUUUACUCCCGGCCUGCAGGUGCACAGUGAAAUAUUUACCAGGGCGGGGGCAUGUGAGCGAGUGUGUUGUAAAUGUGUGUGUCUGUAUGUGAGUGUACGUGUGUCCCCACCUGAUAUGCUCUUAGGCAGCUAAUUGGAUUUUAUGGGCCCAUGCCAGGCCGCAAAGUACUGCCACAGGGAGCUGCUGCACACAUACUGUACAUGUGUCCACAUAUAAUGCAAACACUGACAAGCACACAUUGAAACUGACUGGCAAGGGGGGAAAUAGGAUUACUCCUGCAUGUACAUAUGCACACAAUAUCUCUUAAUACAGCAAAACACACGCUGUGUAUCCGAUGCCCUACCGUGAGACGUCACUCAUGCUGAUUCUCCAUGGUGCUUGCUACGGCUGGAUCUCUCACAGGGAGCUGUCUGGCUCGGGCCUGAGACACCCACAGGUUUACUUUUUACAUUAUAGCAAAAAACAAUGAUAAGCGCUGAACUUCCCGUACCCUUUCCCCGGAGAACACAAACCCUGAUGCAGUUUGAAGACCUAAAGACAACAUGAUCUGCGCUGGUCCCGCCAACGCUCACUUUCUUCAUCAGACUUCAGGCGCACACUGGAAAACACUGCAGCAACCCUGGACCUCACUAGGCUCUUCUGUAUCCGCAGAUAAAGGUUUUGUUUUGAAAGGCUUUUGUGUUGGCCGCAGUGGGAGCUGAGACACGAGGACAGAUGGACACAGCUCAUACACUGAGCAAGAUAACCAGAUGGCUGGGUGUGAAGGAGUGCUUUAAACACCACCAGACAUAAACAAAAAAAAACUGCAAUUCUAGCGCCUGUGAAGAUUCACAGAAAAUCGUGCAAUGGAGCUCGUCCCAAAAACCAAGUACACCUUUUUUCGGAGUGAAUCUCUGAGCUCCACUGAUGAGACAAACUCCAAUCCCUCCUCUCUCCCACCCUCCACUCCGGCCACCCCCUUUAGCCCUUCACCGGGCCUGCCCUCGUCCUUCUCCUCCUCCUCUCUCACCCCCAUCCUGCCUCCGUCGUCCCCCCGCCCGGCCGAGAACAGCCCCACCACGCUGUGCUCCUUCUUCCCCAGGAUGGGCUCCCUCCGCCUGGGGGUCUCUGCCACCCUGCUCCCUGGCCGCUGGGCAUCCAGCAGGCCCCAGUCGGCGUCCGGCCGGCAGCCGGCCGUGCGGUUGUCCGGGGACGAGCGGAGCAGCACGGGCUCCUCCCCGCCGCCCGCUCUCCGGCUGUGUCACCCCCUCCUAACGGCCCCCUCUCCCCCACCUCGCCCCCCCCUGCAGGACAUGAACCGGCUCGGCGGGGCGUCCAGGCGGGCGCGGGUGGAAGGCGGGCAGCUGGGCGGAGACGAGUGGACCCGCCACGGCUCGUUCGUCAACAAGCCCACCCGGGGCUGGCUGCACUCGGACAACGUGGUCAGCACGGCGGGGGUCUCCUACAGCGUCAGGUACAUGGGCUGCGUGGAGGUCCUGCAGUCCAUGAGAGCCCUAGACUUCAACACCAGAACUCAGGUCACCAGAGAGGCCAUCUCGGUGGUUUGUGAGGCGGUACCCGGAGCUAAAGGAGCCCAGCGCAGGAGAAAGCCAUCUUCCCGCUGUCUGACGUCCAUCCUGGGGAAGAGCAAUCUGCAGUUUGCCGGCAUGACAAUCAGCCUGACGGUGUCCACCAGCAGCCUGAACCUGCUGGCGGCCGACUGCAAACAGAUAAUCGCCAAUCAUCAUAUGCAGUCCAUCUCGUUCGCCUCUGGAGGAGACCCAGAUACGGCAGAGUAUGUAGCGUACGUGGCCAAAGACCCCGUCAACCAGAGAGCGUGUCACAUCCUGGAGUGCUCCGAGGGCCUUGCACAGGAAGUGAUCAGCACCAUUGGCCAGGCGUUUGAGCUGCGCUUCAAACAGUACCUAAAGAACCCCCCCAAGCUGGUCACACCCCACGACAGAAUGGCUCCGUUCGACGGCUCUGCGUGGGAGGAGGAGGAGGACGAGGCCGCUGCCCCCCCCGAGGUCCCGUACUACAACAACUUCCCCGGGAAGCAGCCUCCGCCUGGGGGGCUGGUCGACAUGAGGGCCCGGCCCGGGGCCACGCUGCCCUAUGUCCAGCAGGGGCAGAACGACAUCCACAAACAGCCCCUUCCUCCUCUGCCAGUAGGGGCCAAAGAAGGUGGGCGGGAGCUCUUUGACGACCCAUCGUACGUCAAUGUGGAUAAACCCCGCCCUCUAGCAUCUGCGGCCAAUGGAAACGCUCAUAGAGAUGCAUUUGACAUGAAGCCCUUCGACGAUGCCCUCGGGGUCUCUGGGGGUCUUGGCCCGGUGUCGGCGGCGCCCCCACUGGUGGAGCAGCUGCAGUGCGAGACCUGGUUCCACGGCAGCCUGAGCCGCAGGCCGGCGGAGAGGCUACUGACGCGGGACGGGGACUUCCUGGUCCGGGAGUCCGGGACCACGCCCGGGCAGUACGUCCUGACGGGCCAGCAGGGAGGGCAGCCCAAGCACCUGCUGCUGGUGGACCCUGAGGGGGUGGUGCGUACAAAGGACCACCGAUUUGAGAGUGUGAGUCACCUCAUCAGCUACCACAUGGACAACAGGCUGCCCAUCGUGUCCGCGGGCAGCGAGGUGUGUCUGCAGCAGCCGGUGGAGCGCAGGACCUGAUCGCACACACACACACACACACACACGCACACAUAUAUACAUACACACAGAACCAUACACACACCUGGAUGUGGAGAUAUGUACAACCCUGCAUUUACAAACCGAACCCUACCGCACAUAAACACUCCCAAAAUGAUACACUCCUGAGGAAACUCCCUAGGCAAACGUAUAACAAAAGUGUGGUCGGUCCAUAUACAAAAGCAACACUACACAACCACACGUGCAGACUUUUGAACUUACAAUAGACAAAGCAAUCGCAAAAGAAAAACCAAGAAAAAAUGACCUCUGCCAAAUUCCGUUGCUUACUGCUGUCGCAGGCAACAUGCUGCUGUCUUUGGACAGCAAGACUGUGAACUCUGCCAUGUCUCUCCCUCCUACCCCCUCUCUGAAAUUCCUCAUCUAGCAAGUCAAAGUGCUGCUGCAAUGUCUUACAGCCUACUGGGAACCUGGUACCAACCCCCCCCCCCCCCCCCACCUGCUAAAUCCAGCUUGGUAUCUAAGUAUUGGUCACUAUUCAAAAUGGCAGCCACUCAUUUGUGAAUACUCAAAAUGAUAAAAAAAGAUAACUUAAUUGUUGAAAUACAGAAGAGUCCUAUAAGGGGCGAGGAGAGGGGAGUCGUUUGGGGGGCUGAGCAUGCCCUAGAUGCUUAGGUUGGGUCCAUUGGAUCGGUUGUACCUCGUCUUCUAGAACGCAAUGGGGCUAACAAGAUGAACCCUGCUCAGUGAGGAUGUAUUGCAAAGUUUGUUUCCGCUCAAAUCAGGACUACUAUGCAGUCUCCGACACUGUCACAACCCUUUUAAUGACUUUUGAACUGUUGAACCCCCAAUCCCCUCCGAAUGACGUUUGGCGCUGGGCAGCCUGGGCAGCCUGUAUGCAAAAAGGGGGGAUUGAUAUGCCAAUGCACCCUUUCUCAGUAACCAUCGUGUUCUACACACAAGUUGUAUUUUGCUAUUCCUAUGCCAAUAUCAAUUUGUCAGCCCCAGACUUGCUUUUGAUAUCACAGAUCUCAUGUUAAGCACCGUCCAUACUGCUGUCUGCCCUCCUCCCAGCCCCUGAUGCACACACAUGUGUUCACCUUCUCUGCACUCCAACGUUCUAACCAACACCAAAGAAUGGGUUGAGUUUGGUUGCCCAAGGUGGAGAAAAUCCAUGGAGCUUUUCAUUAACCGCUAAAGCCAACCGCAUGUUUAUCUGUUUGCUGUGCGUACGUAAGAGCGGUGCUCAGCAAACAAAUCCACUCUGUUGUACAGGGAACGCGCUCGGACACUGUCUGAGUUCAGCGCCAUCGAAAGGAGAGCCCAUCGCAAAUUACUUAUGAUGUCAUCUAAAGACGUAAUUUAUUCAUUGUAAGAGAUUGUGAGCAAGUUCAUGCUGACAUUUGGCUUGUCAAUGUUUUCAUCUGGUUUUUUUUAAAAGUUUGCAUAGACAAUCUGUGACACUGUCUCUUUGUGCUUUGGAAGAACAAUUUAAUGGUUGGCUCUCCCGAUGCGCGUGGUCCCUUGAGCAGUCUGAGCAAUGAAUUUUCCUCUGCAAAUGUGACGCUUCUGUUUGGUUGUAUGUUUGCAUUUAGCUGUUUUUGGACCUUUUCAUACAGGGAGGAGGGUUUAUCGAGGCUUGUUUUUUUAAAGAAAACAUUUUUGCUGCAUUGCUGUUAUUAAUCAAAUGUUUUAGCCUUACUUUUGCUUGGAGAAGUCAGAGUACUGUUCUUAGUCUCUAUCUCUCUCUCUCUCUCUUCCUCUCUCUCUCUCUCUCUCUCUCUCUCUCUCUCUCUCUCUCUCUCUCUCUCUCUCUCUCUCUCUCUCUCUCUCUCUCUCUCUCUCUCUCUCUCUCUCUCUGUCUCUGUCUGUCCGAGUGUUUUCUAUCUAUUACUCUGUGCCUUGUUUGUUUAAUGUGGUCAUGUUGCUUCAAUGCAGUCACCUGAUGUGCUUAGUUCAACAGUAGUCGUCAACAGGAGAACUUUAACACACACCUCAAGAAAAAAAAGGACACUCCCAGAUCAAACACACAUCGCCAGAGUCUGUGAUGGCAAUCUCUCUCUCCUCCUUAUGCACCUGCUAAGGUUAAUAGCUUGUUGUCAUGGUAACCUGAUGUCACUUUGUUUGCGGGGGGUUCUUCCCUGGCCAUAUCUUAAUAUUGACGAUCUCCCUCUGGGAUGGGUGGUUAUUAAAGACACGUGUGUUUUGUAUACACUUCUGAAGCCAGACAUCGAGAGAUUCCAGGUAUCGCUCUUAUUAGUCCAGUAAACUCAGUUUAAAUAUACCAGAUUAAUGGCAAACUAUUGUUAGGAUUUGUAGUCCUCCACCGUGACUGUUGACCGUUAGAGGUGACUCUUUUGUGUUUUACCAAAGGGACAGCCAGGUCUGUCACGACUCCAUCUAGUUCAGGGGGUCAUGUAGGUCACAAAAAAAGGGUUUGUGUGUUAAUGUCGGUGUUUGUGGACGGACCCUUGUCUGUAAUCAGUGAAUCAAUCUCGUGUUCUCAUUACUCAUCACAGUUGCCUUUUGUUGCAUGAUCAUACUUUUUACAUUUCUAGUUGUCGUUGGUGGUGUUACUGUGUAUGAUGUUGAUGUACCUUAUUGUAUUAAUUUGUUUAUGGAAGCCAAAGGUUACUUUUAAUUAUAGCCUGCACAAACGUUGAUUUUUACUUUCUUGCUUUUUUUUUUAAACAUGUCUGUUUACACCUGUAUCUGUAAAGAAAAAAAAACUUGCAUAUAUAAAUACAUAUAUGAUUAAUCUGC
Messenger RNA from Gadus macrocephalus (Pacific cod), 9361 nucleotides. It is a transcript of the gene shc1, whose product is annotated as SHC (Src homology 2 domain containing) transforming protein 1. The transcript is spliced from 12 exons. The record is from RefSeq and is a predicted model, not a curated record. Bases 4820 to 6622 code for a protein of 600 amino acids. Gene Ontology annotation, molecular function: receptor tyrosine kinase binding. Gene Ontology annotation, biological process: cell surface receptor protein tyrosine kinase signaling pathway; intracellular signal transduction. Gene Ontology annotation, cellular component: plasma membrane. NCBI's taxonomy places the organism in Eukaryota, Metazoa, Chordata, Actinopteri, Gadiformes, Gadidae.